UUUGCAGGCUUCCGGAAGAUAAGUUUAGAUGAUCUUCGAAAGGCCUACAUAGUUAAAGAUGUCCAGCAAUAUAUUCUUCACCGUUUAGACAAAGAAGAAGCACUGAGACAACAUUUAACGAAGGAGACUGCAGAGAUGUUAAAUCAGCUUCACAUUAAAAGCAGCGGGUGCUUUCUUUAUCUGGAGCGUGUAUUAGAUGGUGUUGUAGAAAACUUCAUCAUGCUUCGUGAAAUUCGUGAUAUUCCUGGAACUUUAAAUGGUUUAUACCUCUGGCUGUGUCAGAGGCUGUUUGUAAGAAAACAGUUUGCUAAGGUCCAACCAAUUUUAAAUGUUAUUCUAGCUGCUUGUCGACCACUAACAACUAUUGAACUGUUCCAUGCUGUUUGGACCAAAAGCAUGUCAUUGACCAUGGAGGAUUUUCAACGCAAGAUGGAUGUUCUGUCGAAAGUACUUGUUGAUGGAUUAGGAAAUACUAAAAUCCUUUUCCACUACAGUUUUGCAGAGUGGUUACUUGAUGUGAAGCACUGUACCCAGAAAUAUUUAUGCAAUGCAGCGGAGGGACAUAGGAUGCUUGCAAUGAGUUAUACGUGCAGAGCAAAAGAACUGACACCAGUAGAAGUUCAGCAAUUUGCAUUACAUCUAAUACAUUCAAAUUUACAGUUAACAAAUUCAGAACUGGCUUUGUGGAUGAUCUGGAAUGGAACGUGCGUAAAAGACUCCUUAUGUACGGUGAUACCAAAGGAACAAGAGGUGCUGCAGUUGCUAGUGAAAGCUGGAGCUCAUGUUGACAGUGAAGAUGAUAGAACAUGUUGCAUUGUACGUCAAGCUUUAGAAAGAGAAGAUUCAAUCCGUACGCUCCUCGAUAAUGGUGCAUCUGUUAAUCAGUGUGAUUCAAAUGGAAGAACUCUGUUGGCUAAUGCUGCAUAUAGUGGUAAUCUAGAUGUGGUCAAUUUACUAGUCUCAAGAGGAUCUGAUCUUGAAAUUGAAGAUGCCAAUGGACAAACAGCACUUACUUUGGCUGCUCGCCAAGGCCAUGUGAAGGUUGUAAAUUGUUUAAUUGGAUGUGGCACAAAUAUAAAUCAUUGCGAUCACGAUGGUUGGACAGCACUGAGAUCUGCAGCAUGGGGUGGACAUACUGAGGUUGUGUCUGCACUUUUAUAUGCUGGAUCCAAAGUUGAUUGUGCAGAUGCUGACAGUCGAACAGCUUUAAGAGCAGCAGCAUGGGGAGGGCAUGAAGAUAUUGUCCUGAAUUUACUACAGCAUGGAGCUGAAGUUAACAAAGCUGACAAUGAAGGCAGAACUGCUUUAAUUGCAGCAGCAUACAUGGGGCAUAGGGAAAUUGUAGAGCAUCUGUUAAAUCAUGGUGCAGAAGUCAAUCAUGAAGAUGUAGAUGGAAGAACAGCCCUAUCAGUAGCAGCUCUUUGUGUUCCAGCAAGCAAAGGUCAUGCAUCUGUGGUCAGUCUCCUGAUUGAAAGAGGAGCAGAGGUAGACCAUUGUGAUAAGGAUGGAAUGACUCCCCUACUUGUGGCUGCAUAUGAGGGACAUGUGGAUGUGGUCGAUCUUCUCCUAGAAGGUGGUGCAGAUGUUGAUCACACUGAUAACAAUGGGCGUACUCCCCUCCUUGCUGCAGCUUCUAUGGGGCAUGCAUCUGUUGUUAAUACAUUACUUUUCUGGGGUGCUGCUGUAGAUAGCAUCGACAGUGAAGGUCGAACUGUUCUUAGCAUAGCAUCAGCUCAAGGAAAUGUUGAAGUAGUAAGAACACUUCUGGACAGAGGCCUAGAUGAAAACCACAGAGAUGAUGCUGGAUGGACUCCACUUCAUAUGGCUGCUUUUGAAGGUCACAGGCUAAUAUGUGAAGCAUUAAUUGAACAAGGUGCUCGAACAAAUGAAAUUGAUAAUGAUGGCAGAGUAUCUUUAGUUCUAGCCGCCCAGGAAGGACAUUAUGACUGUGUACAGACUCUCUUGGAAAAUAAAUCUCCUGUUGAUCAAAAAGGAUAUGAUGGUCGGAAUGCCCUCCGUGUUGCCUCCUUGGAAGGACAUAGAGAUAUAGUUGAAUUGCUUUUGAGCAAUGGUGCUGACAUCAACUCAAAAGAUGCUGAUGGACGCCCUACACUUUACAUUCUAUCCCUGGAAAAUCAGUUAACAAUGGCUGAAUAUUUUUUAGAAAAUGAAGCUAAUGUAGAAGCUAGUGAUACUGAAGGAAGGACGGCUCUUCAUGUUUCCUGCUGGCAGGGACAUUUAGAGAUGGUUCAGACUCUGAUGUCCUACCGGGCUGAUCUUAACGCAUCUGACAAUGAGAAACGUUCUGCCUUACAGUCUGCUGCCUGGCAAGGGCAUGUAAAAGUAGUGCAGCUAUUAAUUGAUAAUGGUGCUCUUGUUGAUCAUACAUGUAACCAAGGUGCUACUGCACUUUGCAUUGCUGCCCAGGAAGGACACACUGAAGUUGUGCAGGUUUUAUUGGAACAUGGUGCAGAUCCAAAUCAUGCAGAUCAAUUUGGAAGGACAGCUAUGCGUGUUGCUGCUAAAAAUGGACAUACACAAAUAAUUAAGUUGCUUGAAAAAUAUGGAGCAUCAACUCUCAAUGGAUGCAAUCCAUCACCUGUUCAUACAAUGGAGCAAAAGAGCUUAAACACAACGUCGACAAAAGUACAGUCUUUAACAAUUAAAUCUAAUAGCUCAUCCAGCACUGGAGGUGGUGAUGUUCACCCAACUAUGCGUGGAUUGUGUAAUGGACCCUCUCAUGCUUUCAGUUCUCCCUCAGAAUCCCCAGAUUCUACAGUAGACAGACAUAAGUCUUCUAUUUCAAACAAUUCACUUAAAAGUUCUAAAAAUUCUUCACUUCGCACAACUUCAUCUACAGCAACUGCUCAAACAGUGCCUAUUGAUAGUUUCCAUUGCCUUUCUUUCACAGAGCAGAUUCAACAGCAUUCACUUCCACGUAGCAGAAGUAGACAGUCAGUAGUAUCUCCCUCUUCCACAACACAGUCUUUAGGGCAGAACAAUUCACCAACAAGUGAGUUUGAAUGGAGCCAAGUCAAACCUAGUUUAAAAUCCACAAAGACAAGUAAAGGGGGCAAAGGAGAGUCCACAAACAAAUCUAGCUCUGUAACAAAGAAAACCAAGCAAAGUAGCUCAUCCCAGUCUAAGGUUUUAGAAUAUGAAAUGACACAAUUUGACAAAAGAGUACAUGUUCCUAGUUCUGGCCCUGGAGUGAAUGUACCACUAAAGCAAAUCCCUACGGACCCUUCCAAAAUUCAGAUAGCUUCAGUGCAACAAGAUAUUGGUCGUUCUUCACAGCAGUUUAUUCAACAGCAGAGUGCGGAACAAAAGAAAAGGAAUGGAAUUAUGACCAAUCCCAAUUAUCACCUUCAAGGAAACCAAGUUUUUCUUGGUAGGGUUUCUGUGCCUCGUUCUGUGCAAGGUCGAGGGCAUCCAGAAGUUCUAGAAGGAUAUCCUUCAACAGAAACAGACUUGGGCCUUAAACAGUCACUUAAACUUCAAAUUGAAGGAACUGACCCUAGCUUUAACUACAAAAAGGAAACUCCACUAUAA
Molecule: messenger RNA, 3552 nt
Organism: Staurois parvus
Lineage: Eukaryota; Metazoa; Chordata; Amphibia; Anura; Ranidae
Source: the annotation of a GenBank genome assembly